AUGGUGGAUAUCAGAAUUGACAAGAAUUUGUUUCAGGAACGAUUAUCACACUUUAUAUCAUCAUGGAAAGCUGAUAAGAGAGGCGGCGACGCGGUUUUCAAUGGCGCAAAUAGUAUCUUGGUGUUAAUGGGAAAGACGGAGGAUGUGGCAAGCUUUCAGAAAAAUAAUGCGAUUCAUUUUUGGUUAUUAGGCUAUGAGUUUCCUGCGACGCUCUUCCUUUUCACAGUCGAAACUUUAUACAUUGUGACAACAGCAAAGAAAGCGAAACAUUUGGAACCUUUGAAAGGUGGAAAGAUUCCUCUCGAAGUCUUGGUCAGAGGCAAAGAUGCAGCAGCCAACGAGAAGCUUUUCACAAAGAUCGCAGAUGUCAUUAAAUCAUCAGGGAAGAAAGUCGGAAUUCUACCAAAAGAUACAUCAAGUGGCCCUUUUAUCGAUGAGUGGAAGAAAAUCUAUACCGAAAUCAAGGACGUGGAAGAAGUAGAUAUUGCGCCAGCUUUAUCUGCUGCAGCUCUGGCACGCGCUAUGCGAAAUUCCUCAAAAGCAUGUACUGCACUCAUGAACCCAUAUUUCGUCGAGGAAAUGUCAGGCAUUUUAGAUGAAGAGAAAAAAGUCAAACAUAGCGCCCUGGCCAACAAAGUGGAUGGCAAAUUGGACGACGCCAAGUUUUGGACUUCCGUGGAGCUUCCUAAUAAACAGAGGAUGCCAAAUGACUUCGAUCCAUCACAAUUGGACUGGACCCAUGGACCUAUCAUACAAAGUGGUGGAAAAUACGAUUUGAAGAUGAGUGCUCAAGUCGAUGAUGAGUUAUUACAUGCUGGUGUAAUCAUUUGUUCUAUGGGUCUUCGAUACAAAACCUACUGCUCCUUGAUCGGCCGAACUUAUCUCGUCGACCCAAACAAAUCCCAAGAGAGCAACUACAAAUUUUUAUUGCAGGUUCACAAUCUUGUUAUGAAAGAAAUUCGCGAUGGCGCUCAUGUCAAAGAUAUUUACGCCAAAGCUUUAGCCCUCAUUAGAACCAAAAAACCUGAGUUGGAGAAGCAUUUCUUGAAGAAUGUUGGAGCUGGUAUCGGUAUCGAAACAAGGGACCCUACUUUACUCCUGAAUGCCAAGAGCACUCGCAGCUUAAAAGACGGAAUGACUCUUUGUGUCACUACAGGAUUCAAUGAUAUCGAGAACAAAGAUCCUCAAGACAAGAAGAGCAAAAUCUACUCUUUGGUAUUAUCGGAUACUGUUCGUGUCACCCAAGCGGAACCUGUUAUUUUCACAGGCGAUGCCCCCUCGGAACUUGAUGCAACAUCAUUCUUUUUCAAAGAUGAAGAAGAUGAGCCUGCACCAGAACCAAAAGCUACUAAGGCAAAGAAGGAUUCAAGUGUUGGGGCUGUCGCAGCUAAAAAUAUCACCAAGACAAAACUCCGGGGUGAACGAUCAACUCAGGUUGACGAAGGUGCCGAAGCCAGGAGGCGUGAGCAUCAAAAAGAGCUCGCAAAAAGAAAACAAGCCGAAGGCCUCGCAAGGUUCGCUGAAGCUACUGGUGAUCAAAAUGGUGUUGCCGUGAAAAAAUUCAAGCGAUUUGAAUCUUACAAGCGUGAGAAUCAAUUCCCUCCCAAGAUCAGAGAUCUCGCUAUUGUUAUGGACGCCAAAAACUCAACUGUUGUUUUACCCAUUAUGGGCCGUCCAGUACCUUUCCACAUCCAAACUAUCAAGAACGCCAGUAAGAGUGACGAGGGUGAAUUCUCAUACCUUCGAAUCAAUUUCUUAUCUCCCGGUCAAGGUGUUGGUAGAAAAGACGAUCAACCAUUCGAAGAUGCUUCAGCACACUUUGUUAGAAGUUUGACAUUCAGAUCUCACGAUGGAGAUAGAUUUCAAGACAUUGCCAAUCAAAUUGGUAACAUGAAAAAAGAUGCUGUUAAGCGUGAACAAGAAAAGAAGGAUAUGGAAGAUGUUGUUGAGCAGGACAAGUUGGUGGAAAUCCGAAAUCGUCGUCCAAUUGUUAUGGACAACGUUUUCAUUCGUCCAGCUAUGGAUGGUAAACGUGUACCCGGAAAGGUUGAAAUCCAUCAGAACGGUCUUCGAUAUCAAUCCCCUCUUAAUCUUCAACACCGAGUUGAUAUCCUUUUCAGUAACGUCAAGCAUCUUUUCUUCCAACCUUGUGACCAUGAAUUGAUCGUCAUCAUUCAUGUGCAUCUAAAGGAUCCAAUUUUGAUUGGCAAAAAGAAGACCAAGGAUGUUCAAUUCUAUCGCGAAGCUACUGAUAUUCAGUUUGAUGAAACUGGAAACAGAAAGCGAAAGUAUAGAUAUGGCGACGAGGAAGAAUUCGAAGCAGAGCAGGAAGAACGAAGACGUCGUGCUGAUCUUGAUCGACAAUUCAAAGCAUUUGCCGAGAAGAUUGCCGAUGCUGGUAAGAAUGAGAACGUUGAUGUUGACGUACCUUUCCGUGAACUUGGGUUUGGUGGUGUACCAAAUAGGUCCAGCGUUUUCUGUCAACCUUCCACAGAUUGUUUAGUUCAACUUACUGAACCUCCUUUUAUGGUCAUCACUCUUGAGGAUAUCGAAAUUGCUCAUCUUGAGCGUGUUCAAUUCGGACUCAAGAACUUUGAUAUGGUCUUUGUCUUUAAGGAUUUCCACCGUGCUCCUUACCAUAUUAAUACCAUUCCUGUCGAAUCACUCGAAAAUGUCAAGGAAUGGUUAGAUUCCGUCAAUAUUCCAUUUUCCGAAGGUCCACUCAAUUUGAAUUGGCCAACGAUCAUGAAGACUGUUACAGCCGAUCCUCAUGGAUUCUUUGAGGAUGGUGGAUGGGGAUUCUUGGCAACGGAAUCAGAUGAUGAAGGUGGUGAUGAAGAAGAUGAGGAAUCUGCUUUUGAAAUAAGUGAUGAUGAAAUGGCGGCCACGGAAGAAAGUUCGGAUGAAGAUAGUGAUUUUGAUAGUAAUGCAAGUGAGGAUGAAGGAGAAGAGGAUAGUGAUGAACAAAGUGAGGGAGAGGAUUGGGAUGAAUUGGAGAAGAAGGCCAAGAGGAAGGAUAUGGAAAGUGGAUUGGAGGAAGAAGAAGAAGCCCCUAAGAAGAAGAGAAAGCAUUAA
Molecule: messenger RNA, 3075 nt
Organism: Botrytis sinoallii
Lineage: Eukaryota; Fungi; Ascomycota; Leotiomycetes; Helotiales; Sclerotiniaceae
Exons: 6
Coding region: 1-3075 (1024 amino acids)
Biological process (GO): transcription elongation by RNA polymerase II; positive regulation of transcription elongation by RNA polymerase II
Cellular component (GO): FACT complex
Molecular function (GO): nucleosome binding
Source: RefSeq, a predicted model, not a curated record